AUGCUGAGCAAGAAGAGGCGGCGAGUGGAGCGCCCGAGGAGCCACCCCGGCAACCGAUACUCGGAGAAGCCGCCCGACUUCGAGCUCUUGGCCUCCCUCUACCCCUCCUUUCAGCCCUUUGUCUUCGUCUCUCGCAGUGGUCGCUCUACCAUCGACUGGACCGACUUCGACGCCACGCGCGAGCUCACCCGGGUGCUCCUCCAGCACGAUCAUGGCGUUCAGUGGUAACCUAAGCUUUCAGACUGUUUGAAAAUCAGGUUUACUUAGGGCGGCGGGGGGAGGGGGGGUGGCGGAGGGGUGCUCCUCCGGUUGCUUCCUUUUGGGAUGGAUACGAGAAUUCGGCAUAUGUUCUGGAGGAUUUCGCAUUCUCCACCACUGCAAUCUUAGCUUGGAUGAUCCUUUGCAGGUGGAUUCCCGACGGCCAGCUCUGCCCCACGGUGCCCAACCGGUCGAAUUACAUCCACUGGAUCGAGGACCUGCUGUCGUCUGGUAUCAUCCCAAAGAGAAACAACGAUGAUCCUGAUGCGAAAGUGAGGGGCUUCGACAUCGGGACUGGAGCAAACUGCAUAUACCCCCUUCUCGGUGCGUCACUGCUGGGCUGGAGUUUCGUUGCGGCAGGUGUGAGCUCCCUAUUUUCUCUGUACAAGAUUGCGUUCUGUCCGAAAUCUCUGUACAAGAAAUGGCUUCAUCUUGUCUUCACAGAUGUCACGGACGUGGCUUUGGAAUGGGCUAGAAAAAAUGUGCAGGACAAUCCCCAUCUCUCUCAUCUGAUCGAGAUCAGAAACGCCAAUGGCGGGUCAUGUUCUAACGAGCUCAGGACGGGUUCUGAAGGAAUUGCUGACAUGAAGGUCGAGGCCCCUGAGGAUUGCUACUGCGGACCACCCAUUCUCGUCGGUGUUGUCAGAGAAGGCGAGGAAUUCGACUUCUGCAUGUGUAACCCGCCCUUCUUCGGGAGCAUAGAGGAGGCGGGUCUGAAUCCGAAGACUUCCUGCGGGGGGACGCCUGAGGAAAUGGUCUGCCCUGGCGGGGAACGGGCUUUCAUCACCCGCAUCAUAGAAGAUAGUCUGGCGCUGAAACACCGCUUCAGGAAAGCGUCGAAACUCCCACCACGAAUGGCUGUAGCGAUCAUCAUGAAGCAUCUCCAUGUCUUGUUCUCCCUUCUGACUCUGGUCACGCUACAGGUGGUUCACAUCGAUGAUCGGAAGAAAGGUCAAUCUGAAAUUCUUGGUUUCCAAGCUUCGUGAGGUGGGGGUCUCCAUAGUGAAGACGACUGAGUUUGUUCAAGGCAGGACAGCCAGAUGGGGGCUGGCUUGGUCUUUUAUGCCUCCAAAUAUAAAGUCCGUGUCGUUGCCCUCAUCAGAAAAGAGUAGCUACUCGUUCAUGCUACAGGUUUCUUCAGAACAGAUGCCUCUCUUUCUUCCAUACAAUCCUUGGUUCCAUUCAGUUCUCCAGGGCUACAUCACUGAUUAAUUAUAGCGUUUAUCUAGGGCAAUGAGUUGUAUCUCCUGAUUUUUUCGGUUUCUGGCACAUGGAAGAUUAUUUGAUGUCAUUAUUUUCACGGAAUGACACAUCAAUAUUGAUUCAUGUUACGGGUAUAUUAAUCAUUCAUGAUAAUAAUAAUAAUUGAUAAUAUGCUGAAAAAUAUUCUCAAGUUAAUUUAUAGGCUACUUGAGGAUGAGUAUUUAUUCCCAUUCUACUGUGGAAUUUAUGUUCGAAAUAAUUUCUACCCAUUCCCAGCGCCAUCUAAUUUUCUCUGCCGAUUUUAUUUCUAUUUUUAUACAUUUUACCGAGUGUUCUGCAGAGCUACUCCUGCUGAUGUAUAAAUCAUGGAAAGUGGAUCCGUUACAUUCUUCGUCAUCUCUGUCCCCUGUGAUCUUUUUAUUGUCCCUUGCUUAGUAAUGCAUGAUCCAUGAUGAUAUGGUUCCAUUUCCCAUACAUCUUCAUGCUUUUAGAUAUUUUCAUGCAUAUAUGCUUCUUCUUGGAUAGAUGCUGGGGAGUUGGCGAUUAUUAUCAUCUCAAAGCUCACCUUUUUACUGCAUCCUGACAUUAUUUUUUUCUUGAUGUUAAAGGGUCUUAAAGGGCAAAAUCGCGCCUUUCAGACGUUGAAAACUGUGGAGUCAUUUUUCCUGGCUUGUGGCUCCUGUAGAUCUGAUACUUCAUCAUUUUCCGUUAAUGUUAGUUUUUUUUCUCGGCCCACAAAUCAAAACCCUUUAAUUUUUUUCCUAAUUGGGCAUUUCCUCAUGUGUAAAAUUUAUUUGCUCCCCCAGGUGAUCAUGUCCAAUGAACAGAUUGUUGACCUAGUCCAGAAGAACCUGUGUGAUUCUGAUCUGCCAACCAGUGUGUCAACCAGCAUCGAGCAUUCAUCAGGGGAUCAGAAUUUCAGCAUUUCAGUACGCUCACAUUAGCUUUAAAAUCUCUUCGUUUCGUCAUUUUAGUAGAAUUGCUCCUGGUAAUCAGAUGGGCAUCGAUUUAUUUUUUAUUUCAGGUUUUUGAGCAAAUUCCCGGGACCUUAUUGGUGAAAGGAUCAUUGCUCGAUAAAGAGAGCCCAUUUGCAGGUUACUAUCUUGCAAAAAAGCUUUCUUUAUGUGUUAUAUACGCUCUUAUGAUCUUAUCCCUUCACUGGCUAUUUUUGAAUGGUAGAUUUAAGAUAAUUUACCUGUUAGAAUUCAACUCAAAGAGGAAAAAAAUCGUGUUUAGAAAAAAAAUUAGAUGGGUUUCGAAGAAAAUUCGAAUCACGUGAAGAACUUGUGGGUAUGAUGCAUCGGAUAUAAUUCGAUGCAAACUUUGGAGCCAUUUUUAAUGUAAGUAGAAGGAUCAGAUAUGAUUCGAUGCCACUUGCUGAGUUUGGUAUAAUCUUGUGGGCAUUGAUGUUCGAUGAGAGUUUGAUGAUCUUUUAUGAUCACCAGCCAUAUUCUAGUUUUUAAAUAUUCCCACGAGAAUUGAGCGUGGCUACAUCAUGCUGGCAGAUCUCAAGUCAACUGCAGUAAGAAUUAAUAGAGGGGCGAGUUGAUCUUUUCACUUUGAGUUUAUGAGAAAACAUAGCACCAAGCAGAGAAUGAGAAUUCGGAAACUCAGCGACCUCACUAUUGCCAGGAACUUUCUUGAUCUCACCAAGGGUGGAUAUUCUUUGUGAACUGUAGUUAGACUUAGAGAGAGAGAGAGAGAGAGAGAGCAGAUAGGGUGCAAUCUUUUGGGCCGGAACCAAUCAAUGUCGGGAGCUGGGGCAGGGCAUUGUUUCUUCUGGAAAGAUUUCCAGUCCCAAUCUCCAAAGAAAUUUGACCGGACUUUGAGCUUUGGCUGCUUCCUUUUAUUUCUGGAAUAUUUUAAUCAUCCCAAGGGAGUCUCCUUUCUCCUUCCUUUUUUACUCUGUUCUGUGCUGUGUAUUCUCCACGUCAGUCUACUCAUAUUCGUGUUCCUCACCAUAUCCUUCUGCUUCCUGAUGCUUGCAGGGGUGUUUCCAUGGAUAUUCCAGCUUCUAGAGAAAACUCUGCGAAGGGAGAUCGUCCCAAAGCUCCAUGGGCAGUGA
This is a messenger RNA of Spirodela intermedia, 3526 nucleotides long. The record is from the annotation of a GenBank genome assembly. Lineage: Eukaryota; Viridiplantae; Streptophyta; Magnoliopsida; Alismatales; Araceae.